Parastagonospora nodorum SN15 is the source of this 483-nucleotide messenger RNA. RefSeq lists its product as hypothetical. The record is from RefSeq and is a predicted model, not a curated record. The transcript is spliced from 2 exons. NCBI's taxonomy places the organism in Eukaryota, Fungi, Ascomycota, Dothideomycetes, Pleosporales, Phaeosphaeriaceae. Bases 1 to 483 code for a protein of 160 amino acids.
AUGGCUCACCUCAGCACCAUCUUCAACCAUGCUUUCUGUGUCGCCCUUGGCCCUCUCUACUCUUGCAAAUCCACGAUUGUUGCACGUCCAUCGAAGUCGAAGGCUCAGUACAUACGAGUGCGUAAGCACAGUGCGGCCCCAGAAGCGGUAUAUCAACUCGUCGAAAGAGCCGAAGAUCAUCAUGGGCGGAAGCUCGAGUUGUACAAGAGGAUGCACAAUACUGCUCUUGACCAAGGGGACGAGGAGCUGAAGGAGCACAUUGCGGUGACUCAGCGAAAGCAUCGCAAGCAAAACUACGACAUGGACGAGGAGGGGGCAAUGAUCGAACAGGCCGUCAAGGAAACCAAGGGGCAGAUCAAGCAACGCAGAGAGUCGACUAAAGCUGUUUCGAAUGAUCGUACCGUCACGACCUCCACAAGAACGGAGACUAGACGACAUUUCCACACCAUCGUCGGACUUCCAAAGCUAGAAAAGACGACCUAA